Molecule: messenger RNA, 355 nt
Organism: Dentiscutata heterogama
Lineage: Eukaryota; Fungi; Glomeromycota; Glomeromycetes; Diversisporales; Gigasporaceae
Source: the annotation of a GenBank genome assembly
CUGGGGAGACCUAACACCACCUAAGUUACCCGAACCUUCUAAGCUACCAGAACUAGAAGAAGGGUUAGAGGAGAGAGCCAAGCCAUAUAAAGAAAUUACAACUGAGUUAGAUUUCAAUGAAUAUUAUCUGCACAUUUUAGCUUAUGGGAGUACAUGUUGGCUAAUAGAAGGUCAGCUAGCAGGUCAAAAAUGCACAAAAACUUUUUAUUAUAAUUCUGUGGAAUAUUACACUCACUAUGACAUACAAAUGGCAAUAGAUCUAGGUCUUCAUAUAGAAUUAUCCUCUGAAAGUCCUAAUGCUUUAAUAUUUGAGCCAAAUCAGCUUAUGUAUAGAGAUGAAAUUUUCUAUCAAUAG